CAUAAGAACCCCAACCUCUUGAUCAUUAUCUCCAUCUCUCAAAGAACCAAAGCAUUAUUUACGAGCCAGGAAAUUAAACCAAGACAUGGCUGACCAGAGCCACCAACAACGCCCCACCGAUGCAAUGAAGGGCAUGUUCGCAGGACAAAAAGGUCAGGCUCAGGGUCCCCCUACUUCAAAAGUUCUAGCAGUCGUCACUCUCGUACCCGUCGCCGGCUUCCUUCUACUCCUGUCCGGUCUCACACUUGCGGCAACGUUUAUCGGCCUCGCUGUGUCGACCCCGCUGCUCGUGAUGUGCAGCCCUGUUUUGGUUCCGGCAGCAGCACUCAUUGGCUUGGCUAUGACCGGGUUUUUGGCAUCGGGAGCAUUCGGUAUCACCGGGAUUUCGUCGCUUUCGUGGAUAGCCAACUAUCUGCGUCGAGCAAGACUGCCGGAGCAUCUCGAGCACGCGAAGCAACGAGCCCAGGAGACAGCGGGUCAGAUGGGGCAGACGGUCACGGGGAAGGCGCAGGAAACAGCUGGAAGAGCUCAGGAGGCCGCUGGGACGGGGUGAAGAAAAAAGAACAUGGAGAAUGUUGUGUUAAUCCGAGGCCUUUAAGGUUGUACUGGCCGGCGGGUGUAGGAAAAAGAACAUGAAACUGGUCUCUUUUCGUCAG
Molecule: messenger RNA, 656 nt
Organism: Juglans regia (Persian walnut)
Lineage: Eukaryota; Viridiplantae; Streptophyta; Magnoliopsida; Fagales; Juglandaceae
Product: oleosin 18.2 kDa-like
Exons: 1
Coding region: 86-553 (155 amino acids)
Biological process (GO): seed oilbody biogenesis; lipid storage; response to freezing
Cellular component (GO): membrane; monolayer-surrounded lipid storage body
Source: RefSeq, a predicted model, not a curated record